CUUUUUGAUCUCCGUAAACAAAGAAACUUGGUAUCACUGGUAUUUUGUGUCAAAAGUGAAGUCAUGUAAAAAAUGCAAUGGGCGUUUAACAGUGAAUAAAACGAAUUAUUUUCAAUAAACAUAAAGAAAAUCAACACAUUUAUAUUAAAAGUUAACGAAGAAGUUUAGUGAAUAUUUGAAAAAAUGAAGGAAUUUCUCUACGCAAUAUAAUCGCUGUUUUGACUAUAUGUAUGCGAGUAUAAUAAAAACCGCCCACCACCCAUCACCAAUAUUUUCUUUUUACGAGCCUGCGAGCGUUACAAAAUUGUAAUUCACAACACUAAAUUUGAGACCGACGAUAGUGCCAGUGGCCAACAGCGCCAAUUAAAGUUAAUUAAAUAUUAAAACAUUUAAUCACGUCAAAACAACGGUUUAAGUCUAAGGAUCACAUAAUAAUGCCACCAUUGAAGACAUACUCGCCACACAACGAAUUCAAUGCAAAUUGUCACAAUGGCAAUAGUACAACUGGCGAAGGUGAAAGUAAUACAUCGGCCGCUGCUGCAACAGCAUCUUCAAACUUAAGUGAUAUUUGUGGUGCUGUAAGCAAUGCAGGUGCACAGCAGCGCGCUUCACUGCCUUGUUACAGCAAUGCACAGUUUCCAUUCAAAGUGCUAGCCAAUUUAAAUCAAUUACGUGCAGAAUCGCGUUUCUGUGACGUAGAAAUUGUUGCUGGUGGUAUUACAUUCAAUGCACAUAGGGCUGUAUUAAGCGCGGCCAGCGCCUACUUUGAGGCAAUGUUCCGCCCUGAACUUGGUUUGAAUGAGGUGAAUCAAAAGUCAGUGGUGCUACACACCAUAGAUGGCGAGAUCUUAAGCAUUUUACUGGAUUUUAUAUAUACAGGACGAUGUGAAAUUACGCAGUCUAAUGUUCAAGAGCUAUUAGCUGCAGCUGAUAUGCUACAGUUGCCGGAAGUUGUUGACGGCUGCUGCGACUUUCUAUGCCGCGAAUUACAUGCCACCAACGCAUUGGGCAUUCUCCGCUUUGCAGAAGCUCAUAAUUGUGAGACUUUAAAGAAAAGUGCAUUGAACUUUGUGCACUCAAACUUUCCGGCGAUAACCCUCGAAGAUGAAUUUUUAGACACACCACAAACUCUGCUCGCUCAGCUACUGACUUCCGAGCAACUGCGUGUCGAUUCUGAAUCUCAAGUUUUCCAAGCGGCCCUACGUUGGAUAAAACAUGAUGUUACUCAACGUCGUUGCUACGUCUUCGACACGCUAUCACAUGUGCGUUUAGCACUUGUACCCGUCAAAGUAAUCGAUCAGGCAUUGAAGGAUUGCCGCGAUAUGUCCGUAAAGAUUGCCUUACGUUCUAUUUGUCGCGAUAUAGCCUCGAAGCGUGGCCAAUUAGUGCCACUACGUGUCUGUCCGCGUCAACAAGCUAAAAAGAACAUCUAUAUAAUUGGUGGCUCGCGGCGUGAGUCGCAACGUGACUGGACACCAUCCGAUUGUAUAUUUGAAACAGUCGCGAAAUUCGAUAUCUUUCGACGAGAAUGGUCGGAAACGGCACCAAUGGAAAUCGGACGCAUUCUGCCUGGUGUGGCUGCAUUGAAUGGGAAAAUAUAUGUCAUAGGUGGCGAACGUGGUUCUCAAAUUCUGGCUAAUGGUGAAGUAUAUGACCCACAAACUGAUGUUUGGACACCGAUAGCACCAAUGAUUGUGCCGCGUUGUGAGUUUGGUCUAUGCACCUUUGGUGGCACACUGCUGGCGGUGGGCGGCUGGUUAGGUGACGAUAUAGGUGGUUCAAUUGAGUGCUAUGAUCCCGAAAAAAAUGCAUGGAGCAAGUUGGGCGAUUUGCCAGAACCGCGUUUUAGUAUGGGCGUAGUCAGUUUUGAAGGACUUAUUUAUAUAGUUGGCGGCUGCACAACGUCAAGUCGUCAUUUGCCCGAUUUAAUAAGUUUCAACCCCAUAACUCUCGAUUGGCAACCGAUGGCACGUAUGCGCACCGCCCGCUGUCAAAUGGGUGUAGCCGUGCUAAAUCGUCAUCUCUACGUAGUGGGCGGCAACAGUAGUUCACAGGAUGUGCUGAGCACAGUUGAGCGUUACAGUUUCGACGAUAAUAAGUGGGAGAGUGUGUGCUCUAUGUCUGUACCACGUGCUAUACCCGCUGUAGCUGCUGCUGAUGGCCUACUAUAUGUGGCUGGCGGCGAUCAGCCGUGUGAGGAUAACUUCUAUCGUGCUCAUAUCACAAUCAACGCCGUGGAAGCAUAUGAUCCCCUGACUGACACUUGGAAGAAUUGCCCCGAUUUGCCUGUUGGGCGCUCGGAGGCUGGCGCUGUCGUUGUUUAACGCAUAUUUAUGCAUAGCAACGUGACACUUUUGGGCAAUAACAACUGCUGCGUUUAUAUCGUUGUGCGUUUAGUGAAAAUUAUAAAGUCUUUUACAAAACGUAUGCGAUAAAUUUAAUAUACGAUAGAUAGGGUAUGCAUUUGUAUUAUAUGUAUUUCCUGAUUUCAUAAUGUUAUGAUUUUUUAAAACAUUUUUUACAUUCUACAUAUAAAAUUAAAAUUAAGAUUUCGCAUUAAUAAGCCACAACUAUUCAUAUUAUUUUAAAAAUAUUAUUUUUGUAUGUUAUGCAUUUAUUAUAGUGCAAAUUGGAACGCCCUGCAAUAUGCAGUUUGAUUAAACUCUCAGGGUUGCAAAUAUUUUAAUUCCAAAAAUUUUGCAUUAAAAUUAAUUCAAUUUUUAGUUUCAAUUUUUUAUUAUAAUUUAAAUUUUCAAUUGCUUAUUCCAAAAUUAGAAUUUACCUUUUUGGAACAACAACAAAAAAGUUUAUGGUUCUAAUUUUUGUUUUAAUCAUUGAGUUUAAAAAUUUUGUUUGGAAUUAAAAAUUGAAAAUUUUUAAAAAAUAUUAUUGUUUUAAAAAUUUGAGUAACAAAUAGGAAAUUGUUUUCAAAUUAAAAACUGGAAUAGUUUAAAGAUUUUUAGUUAUUUGGAAGUAAUUGUUUUUUUUUCGUUCCGGUAUUUUUAACAAAAAUUUCUUUAUUUUUUGGUUCGGUAUUUGGGAUUCAACUCUGAAUUAUAUAUUUACUAAGAUUUUCGGAAUUACGAAAUAAAUAAUAUCUAAUUCGAAUGUUAAUUCAAAUAUUUUUGCAUAAUUUGCAACCCUGAAAAUUAAAAAUAAAACGGCAACUACACAUAAAAUUAAUAUAAAAAAUGCGCAAAUUGUUUUGAAAGUGCCUAAUAUUGGCACGUAAACAUCAAUACUUAAAUAAAUGAUACCAAAGCGAUCAAUAUAUUAUUUAAUGUUUUUUUGAACUUUUGAGCGCCAAGACUGUUGAAAAGUUCUUGCAAUUAUGUAUUUAUUCAAACCUUGCAGCAUUUUCUAAAAUGGAGUAAACAAAUAGGCUUCCAAUUGUAAUUGUUAACAAAACCUAAAUGAGAUAAAUAAAUACAGACAUACAUAUGUAUGUAUGUCAAAUUUAGUAAGUAAAAUCGAAAUUCACCGUAUCUACAAAAAAAAUAUUUAAAAAGACUACAAAGUUAAUUUGAAACGCUAUAAUAUUUAAAAUUACAAACUUACAUAUAACGGUGUCUUUUUCAUAACAAAACACAACAAAUGUAUGUAUGUAGGAAUCCUGUAGUGCGUAUUUAAAAUACCGUUAGCACUGUCUAUAAUAACUGCAAAUACAAAAUUAUCUGUGAAUAUGUUGUAACUAACAAUUGUAACUAAUUGUAUUAAAAAAGCUUUUAUUAUACUAAAAUGGAAGGAGGUUAUGUGACACGUCUAAUUUAUGGUUGAACUAAUGUGUCUUUUUUUGUAAUAAAAGCAGCAAAUUAUGCUCAUCAUUUUUGCUUUCAGAAAUGUUCAAACUGAGAAAAAAUCAAAUAAUAUAUAUAUGUAUACAUACAUAUAUAAAGUAAACUUUCAACGUUAACGCAUUGCUAAAAAAAAAAAAACAAAAAAAAAUAUAUAUUUUUAUUUGAAGCAGAUAUGUAUGUAUAUGUAACAGUACUAUUGAUGUUGUCACUUUACGAACUAUAAAACUGCGCUGCUAGUUGAAUAUACUUACAUAUGAGAUAAUCGCAGAAAUAUUAUGUAAUUGUUAUUUUUUAAGUUUGUGUAAAAUCGAUCUGAUCGUUCUAAAAUAAAAAAACAUAAAACAAGUAGGGAAGAGCCAAGUUCGGGUAUAACCGACUAUUACAUACUCUUGCAACAUGUAAGGAUAUAAACCAGGGGUUCAUAAAACCUGUUAGAUUUGUCCGAUUUCAUAAAUUUGGUUGUUCUAGCUUAACCGUUAGAUGAACAAAACUGUUAUACCCUGUAGCAACAUGUUGCAAGAGUAUAAAAAAUCAAACUCUUGCGAAGCUAACAAAUAAAAUUAUGCCACAUAAAUUGUUGUAUCAAAUGACUAAAUAGAGUACAGACAUAAGUAUUAACAUUAUCACUAGCUAUAAGAAAGAGCAAAUAAAAAAUAAUAUAAAUAUGUACAAAAGCUGUGUGUACUUCUUAAUAAAAACUUAUAUUAUCCUACGCAAAUAUCGCCAUCUAA
Messenger RNA from Bactrocera dorsalis (oriental fruit fly), 4528 nucleotides. Its product is annotated as actin-binding protein IPP. The transcript is spliced from 7 exons. Lineage: Eukaryota; Metazoa; Arthropoda; Insecta; Diptera; Tephritidae. Gene Ontology annotation, molecular function: protein binding. The coding region runs from base 435 to 2324 and encodes 629 amino acids. The record is from RefSeq and is a predicted model, not a curated record.